AUUACACCUGACUCAGUCGCACAACCCCCAUCGUGUGACGCUGUAUCUCUACUCCGCAGACACUCUCUUUCCCUCUCAUAAACUCUCCUUUCUUCUCAUUCUCUCCUUGUCAGGAUCCGCAGGAAUGAAGUCCUUACUCGCCGUCGUGGCGCUUUCCACGCUCGCAGCGUCCUCUGCGGUCCAACAACCACUUCAAGUUCCUAACCAGGAACCUCUUAUCAGUAUCAAUACCAACAGCAAUUCCGAAUCCAGCUUCAAAUCGAAGCCGCUGAUCAGCUCCACGAAGCUCCAGGAUCAUAUACAUUCCGAGAAUCUACUGAAGCGGGCGGAGGAGCUGUAUGAGAUCUCCAAAUUGGGAAUUGAGGAAUACCAUCAUCCUACUAGAGUUAUCGGGAGCAAAGGUAGCCUCCUCUCGUUAUAAUACUACAAUGCAUUGUAUAUGCUAACACAAGCUUUAUUACUAGGUCACACCGGAACCCUCGAUUACAUAUACUCUACCCUCUCUCAGUACUCGGACUACUACACGCUCUCAAACCAAACCUUUGACGCAGUAGUAGGAAAUGUCUUCGGCUCCAAACUCACAUUUGGAUCUUCCCAAGUCCAUGCUUCCCCCAUGUCCCUCACGCCUCCAACGCCAAAUAAAGAAGCGGUGUAUGGACCACUAGUUCUCGUAGCAAACGAAGGCUGCGAAGCCUCCGAUUACCCGGCCAACACAACUGGCUCCAUAGCUCUCAUCCGUCGAGGAAUCUGUUCCUUUGGUGCGAAAUCCGCCGCUGCUGGGAGAGCGGGAGCUUUGGCGGCGGUGGUAUAUAACAACUACCCCGGCUCGCUUUCUGGGACAUUGGAAAGUCAUACGCCGGAUCAUGUCGCGACAUUCGGGCUUUCGGGCGAGGAUGCGGAGCCGUUCAUUGCGGAUUUGAAGGCGGGGAAGAUUAUCCCGUCGAGCGCGUGGAUUGAUGCGAUUGUCCGGAAGACAGCUACUACCAACAUCAUUGCUCAAACGAAACGUGGGGAUCAAGAGAACUGUGUCAUGGCAGGGGGACAUAGCGAUUCUGUCGCUGCGGGACCGGGGAUAAACGAUGAUGGGACGGGAUCUCUUACGCUGUUGGAGAUUGCUACGCAUCUUCCUAAAUACACCGUUCAGAACUGUGUUCGUCUCGCGUGGUGGGCAGGAGAGGAAGAAGGCUUGCUGGGCUCCGAUUACUACGUCUCGCAACUUACGCCAGAAGAAAAUCUCAAGAUCCGUCUGUUUAUGGACUACGAUAUGAUGGCAUCUCCCAACUUCGCAUACCAAGUUUACAAUGCCACCAACGCUCUAAACCCCGUUGGAUCACAGGAACUCCGCGAUUUAUACACGGAUUUCUAUUCCGAACAUGGGGAGAACUAUACGUAUAUCCCGUUUGAUGGACGUAGUGACUAUGAUGCGUUCAUCAAGCAUGGAAUACCUGGUGGGGGGAUUGCUACUGGUGCAGAGGGGAUUAAGACGGUGAAGGAGCAGGAGAUGUUUGGGGGUGUGGCGGGGGAGUGGUAUGAUCCUUGUUAUCACCAGCUUUGCGAUGGCGUUGAGAACUGUGAUUUGGGAGCUUGGGAGUUGAAUACUAAGGUAUGUUUCCCUCCAAGUUCUUCCCCUCAAAUUUUCCUACCUUCCUCAUUUGGCAAAUCAACUUCAUUUAUUCUUAACUCCUCCUCUUACCUAUCCUUGUCACCCCCCCAUCCCUUCCGGCACUCAGGCAGACAUCGAACUAACACCCCUCCAGCUCGUCGCCCACUCAAUCGCCACCUUCGCCCUGUCCUUCGAUGGGUUUCCUAAACGGACUUCGUCUAUCCCUCUUUCCAUGUCCGAAGAUGGGGAAAAGAGUCCUUAUCACGGUCCAGAGCUUUUCAUGUAAGAUUUCUUUGUUAGAAUUAGUACUCCGUAGAUAGAGAAGAUAAGGAGGUUUGAAGUAGAUUUAAUA
Molecule: messenger RNA, 1955 nt
Organism: Hymenoscyphus albidus
Lineage: Eukaryota; Fungi; Ascomycota; Leotiomycetes; Helotiales; Helotiaceae
Source: the annotation of a GenBank genome assembly